GAGUACUUUUGUUUCUAAAACAAUCAGUUGAUUAAAAUCAAGUGAAAGUCCCUUUGUUUCUUGUUGAUAAGAUCAUUUAUUGAGUGAUCUACAAGACAAUUCAUCUGUAAAUAAUCACAGUUGACAAAGACACUUUGUGGAAUUGACAGCAAAAGGACAAUAGACACGGGAAUGGACGUCGAAAAGUGAGAAAGACAAUACACGGCACUCCAAUACAGAGACCAGAGACAAUAGUGGUGUAUAGGCCGUCUAGGAAUGGAGGGAUGAAAAUAUUGAAAGCGUUUGGAAUAUUGGAGGUUUUUAAUCUGUGAUCCAGGUCAAAUAUUCAAUAGGAAUUAUGAGCUGCAGAGUGACAGAACUGUGGUGUAGUCUUUGGUUUGGAGUCUCAAUUCCUAUAAGACGUUAAAGGCGUUGGAGUUUGAAUCCAGAAGUCAUGCAAAGACAGGACUUUGAAAAACGUUGGUGCAAAAAUUUCAAUGUCACAUUUGAGCUGCCUCGAUAUGCUGCUAAACGACUUCGCGAUCUUGCUGUUUCGGGUGAUACCAGACUGAGAGAGAUUGGUAUUUUGAAGGUACAAGUUCGAGAAAUAAGAGGUUCCUCCUUUGAAGAAAAAAGACGCGCCCUUCAUAGUGAAAGGUUCAGUUAUUCGGAUCAAAUUAGGCCAUAUUUUUAUGAAAAUGAGUACCCACUACAGGGAGACAGACAAGUCGGCCAGGCAGACCCAUUGGAGCAUGUGGCCUAUCUAUCCUCCCCACCACAGGUCGUUCUGUACAAUUACUUGAAUCCUUCGCAGCAGCUGAUAAAAGAAAGGCACGAUGUUAGGCAAGGUAUAGUUCCUGGGUACGAGAGAGGUGAAAUUCGAACAAAAAUCAUUGGUAUAUCACGUGGAGUGUUGACGGAAGAAAGCUUUCCAAUCGAUGGAGGUUCUUUGGAAAUUGUUCCAGAAUGGCUGGUUAAGAGUUCUUUGUGUAUAUCGUUCAGAAAACAUGGUAGAUGUGAAGUUGCUUGUCAGACUGGUUCUGAAAGAGUGAUUUAUAGGCCUAGACCCGGAUCAGGAAGGUUUGAGCCACUGCAGAGGCAGACAUCUAGAAGCGAACUGCUGUGGAAUAAUAAUGGGGCAUACAAGGUCUACGAGGACAGUGAGCCUGGGAGAGUUCACACUAACCCAGAAACAUUUUCACAACUGGCGUCAUCGGAUUCGGGCAGCGCACAAUGCUCGUCAGAAAGUAUUCUCAUACUCGAAUCUUUAGCAAACUCUCUGGUUACUUCCGAUGAGAAAAGGAAGAAAGAAUCAAGCAUAGAACAUCCAAAUUCUAAGAAAUAUGAAAAACUUGCAGAGAAGAAUGACGUUUUACUUCCUACUAGUAGAGCAAUUACAGCGCCAGAUCAACAGCUUGUCAAGGGUGCUAUUCAUCAAUCACAUGAGAGUGUAAGCAUCUCAAAUCAAACAUCAGUAUUAUCAGAACAAGAUGCAAGCAAAGUAUCACAGUAUAGCUUUGAUUGUUUGAGUCAGGCGGCUGUUAGGCCAGCAAAGGAGUUUAAGAAUACUGAAAUUUCAACCUUUAACACACAACGCUCUAAGGAAGAUGUAAAAUUGAAAGCUGAACAAAUAGAAAGCAGGAUUACUGAAAAUGCAGAUGUUGCGAGUGGCGACAAAGGUGAAGUGGAAUCCGAUUCACAGAGAAACCUUGAACUGAAGGAUACACAGGACAGUUGUGCUGAAGAUGCUAAGGAAAAUGUACCCAUGGAGCAAUUAAAUGAAACACCAAGUAAACAUGUUGCAGCAAGGAUUGACGAAAAUAGUUAUCCUGUUGGACAGGAUUCGCAUGAAGUACAGGUGGAAGAUUGUAAAUCCCAUGUGGUAUCAUUCAGCAAGGUGCAAAGUGUGAGCAAAGUUUCUAUACAAAGACCAUUUUGCGAUGGUGACAUAAAAUUCCAUGGAUCUUUGCCAAUCUCUGUGAAUCUUGAUUUAGAUUACCUUAAAGGGAUUACUGCAAGGGGAAAUGAAAACAGAGAGAAAAAAGUCAUUACAAAAUAUGAAACGACACCAGAACAAUUUGAUCGAGGCCAAACUGGAGAGAUGGAAGUUAGCAGUCAAGAAAGCAAUUCUGGCUAUGUGGUGAAGAGAAAGCGUGGUCGGCCACCAAAAUCAGGAGCAAAUUACAUCCAAGUGCCUGUUGGUGAUAAAAAUAAAAGUAAGAAAGGAAAACAGAGGCCAAUUCCAAGGGUCCUAACGACGACAUUGAUUGAAAAAGAGACAAUUGAUUUGGAUGGAGACAUCAGUGACAAUAAGCUGUUUCUUGUUGAUUCUGAAAAGUUUCAUGAUUUUGGAGAGAAGUCUUCUGAGAAAGACAUUGGAAUGCCGCAAAGCAGAAGAAGUAGCUCUUCUGAUAGUUACAGAGCUUCAAGUGUUCACAGAAGUGAUGAUGACUCUACAAGUACAGUGUAUGAUAAUGAUGAUGACGUACCACUGAAGUUGAUAGCCAUGCGAAGCGUUGAGAAAAGUGACAACACCUCCCAUUCCCGAGAAACAUUGGCAAAAGGAAAAACACUGAAGAUGUCAACUGGUGACGGAACUCAUGUAGAAAAAGCUACUUCUAAACAUCAUUAUAUCCAUCAUUUGGGUAGCCCUAGUCAAAUAGAUGUUGAUAAAAGAGUCCGCUCACGCAGUCACAGAUGGUACCAGAAGGAUAGCAUUCAUAGAGAUGUUGAAGAGCUCUACAAUCGUCUGUAUCCAUCUGUUGCGUGUGAAACAGACCAGCUUUUGCCAGAAGAUGUAUACUAUGGAGAAAACUAUCCAAUCAUAUUUGCAGAUGAUGACAGUGUUGGGAUGAAAUUUGUUGAUAUGAGCACGGCAUUUAAACUGGCUAUGAAAGAAAAUUUAUCAAAGAAAGCUACUAUGAAUCUUGCAAGUACUAGAGACGACCAGAGAAGUAUAGAUAGUAUUAAAGGACCCGGGAAAGAUUUCAAAUCGGAAACAGAUUUGUUGAGCCAAGAUACUCACAUUUUCGAUAGAAUGCAGAGUCGGCGUUCUGGUGUUGGUGCUAAAGCGACAAAAACCCAGUCAGCAAAGAAAAAGAGCUCAGAGACGUGUGGCGACAUAGAGUUCACUGUGGAGAGACCUCAUAGAAGGGUCACUGUGGAUGUCGAAAUACAGAAACCGAGUCACAGAAUGAGUCUGCGACCAAGAAAAGCUGUUGCAGUAGGAGAAGAGUAUUCGUCCUCAGAUAGUUUUGAUGAGGAUUAUGACGACACAGAGCCUGACACAUGUCAAUCGUAUGAUUCAGACGAAAGCAGUGACUCGGAGCCGUUAAUAAAUAAAGUAAAAAAGGCUGGUGGGCCAAGUGAUACUUCUUCCGCUACGCAUGACAGCAUUCUAAAGGAGUCGAGCAUCGAGACUUCAAAUGAAAGUGACAUGACAUCACAACCUAAUCAAUAUGACGUCAUUGUCGUUCCCAGGACUACAGAGAGUGCCAAGACUGUACUGCCUUAUGACCCUAUAAGGCCGUCGCGCUCUACUGAAAGAGACGAUUUUAUGAAGGACAACAUAGUAAUCUAUGAACACACAAGGAACGAUUGUGCCAAGAAAAGUAAAGAAAAAGUUGAUUCUUCUGUCAAACAUGAACCUGGAGAUGGGUUUGAAAAACAAUAUGUUAAAGAGGUUGUCAACAAGGCAGACGAUUUUAACACCGCUGAAGAAAAUGAUGGUAAUGGAACCAGCUCUACUUAUUUGAAAACAUCACAAAACACGUCAGCCAACCUUCCUUUAAAAAAUUCCAAUGAGGUAAUAUUGGAGCCUGGAAGCUGUAAACAGACAGCUUCUACCAACACAGGAAAUGAUAAUGAGCAAUUACUGCAUGUUGUGCUGUCACCAAAUGUUGUUGAAGAUAAUGGGAAAGACGCUACACGUAACGGAAAGAGUGAUUUGAAACGUAAAGGAAAUACUGAUGAUGCAGAGAAUGAACUGAAAGAAACUAAACAUAAAACAGAAAAAACAGAGUCAGAUGAGAACAGGAAAGUUUCCUUAGAGAAACAAAGAACAACCACAGAGAAAUCAGAUAUUAAUUUAGAAAGUGAAAAGAUGGAAUCGAGUAGCACUGAGGUAAUUGAAAGCAAAAGAAAAACAGAUGAGCCAAAUGAAGCAUUGCCCUUGACUAUCGGCGCGAGUGGUCUUGGAGCUGGGAUUAGUAGAAGGACAGUUACCUGUGAAAAUGUGCAGAUAUCUGCAGCUGGAGAGGAAAAGACGAUAGAAACACGGCUGUCAAGGAAUAGUGAUAAAAAUAAAGAAAAGAAUGAGGGAGCUGGUACACUACCAGUAGAAAGUGAAGAAGGAAGGGGUGCUCAAAACGAUUUACUUGGAGAUAAUGUAAAAGCUUCGUCUUGUGACAGGGACAAAGGUAUUGAAGAGGGUGCUAAAGAAAAAAGCGACAUGGGCUCUUUAUCGACUAAUGAAAUUGAUAGCAAGGCCAGUCGAGAUGACAAGAAAACAGCAAGACCAGAUAUUCGUUCCCAGGUAGUCAAAAAGAUAGAUGUCAAGAAGGGUCAUAUAAGAAGUGGUAAAAUUGAGAAUGUUCCUAGCAAAGGAUCUUCGAAUGUUGGAUCUCGUAUUACUAAACUAAUUAAGAGUAGCAUUGAAAAGGUGGCUCAUUCUUUUGGGAAAGCAAAGGAAGGUAAAACACAUAGCCAAGGUCGACCAGCUGACCAGGAGGAACAUACUGUUAAAACUGUGCAAGGGGACAAGUCUCUUUCACAGGAGAACUUGGAUGUUUCGAAAGCAAAAGCCUUAUUUUCGGAGCCGUCUAAAGAAAGUCACAAGGAAAAGUCAGAGUUGACUACAGGCACUAUCGAUGCAUCAACAAAUGGUAGCCAUAAGCUCAACGUAAAGUCUAAAACAAAAGAGUCAACGGUCAACAAGGAUAUUACAGGAGUUUGCCAGCUUGUUGAUGUAGCUAAAGAAAAGAAAGGUUUGGGCAGAGAAACGUUGGCAGAAAGGACGAAAUCUCCAGGGAAAAAGGAAACUUCUGAAACAUAUGACUCUUCCAAGUCAUUUGAUGCUCGCGUCAAUGUGACAAUCUGCGACGAUAGCGAUACACAACACAACGGACAAAAGCAAAGUUCUUAUCAGAUUGCGUAUCCAAAGACACCAGCUUUGCCUCUCAAAAGCCCAUUGCUAGCUGAUGAAGCUCCAAAGUUUGAUGCCUUGUCUUCUAAUGAUGCAAGGGAUGGCGAGCGAUUUACAAGUGUAGAAGAGAAAGAUUUGCAUUCUAAGUCAUCAAAAGGGUCUUUAAAGGUCGAGCAACCUAGUGAUAGUAAACUGCACAUGCGCACAGGCUCUUCAGAUAAUGCGAAAGGUUCAGGCAGAGCGGAGACAGCAGGAGUUGAGGGCGGUUGUGACCUAGGAAGUAGUGAAAAUGCAAGCCAGCUGCCACAUUCAUGCGACGUUAGCCUUGAAAGUGCAUGGAAACCGGCAGCUAAUUCUAAAUCCCCAGAUUCUCCUUCACAAAUGUCGACUGAAAAGAAAUCUAUGGACGAAACAUCCAUGCUCUCAGUGCCAAAGAAGAAAUUCGAAGAUAUAGACGCUGCUAAAUGUCUUUUAGGCCUAUUUGAUCAGAAUCAGAGUAAUCAAGAAUUAUCGAAUGACAGAGGUACAAUUCCAGAAACCAGCACAUCUGAAAGCAAGAGCGAAAUGUCAACUGCCUUUGGUAAGGAGAAGGGGAAGUUUGUGGUAUCCCUGGAUCAAGGCCAAAGCUGUGCAAAAGGAGCAAGCAAGGAAUUAAAUAACCAGAAUCUUGGUGUCAGCGAUGAACUGAUAGGCAAAGAGGAGACCACGGAGUGUACGAAGGCAACCGAGGUUGAACACUUGGAAUCACUUCACGAUGUCAGGGAAUCACCAGUUGACAGUAUCGGGGAAUCAUCAGCUGUUGGUGCAGCGUUAUCCAAAGAUGAGGAUAUUAGAAGUAAAAACAAAGGAACUACACGGAAUUGCGAUGAACCGGUGGUCAAAGACAGCCAUUUGAUAAUUGCUGGAGAGCAUUCAUAUGUGGAAAAGGCUGGCAAGUCUAGUCUAGCUAGUGAAGCUGUUUGUGGGAAUAUAUUUGAAAGUCUUGCAAGGGAAAAGUUGCCGGAAUUAGUUUCAGACUCGAAAGAAAAGACCAAUAACACUUCAGAUGAGAGAGAUGGGAAUAUAUUUGAGAAUAUUGGUUUAUCUAGCAAAAAGGAAGGACACGAUGAUUGUUUUGUGGAAAAAAAGGUUUGCGUCGCGGAUGCAUCUCACGCUAAGCCUGAAGUUGAGGCAAGCACAAGGAAGAGUGUUAACGAGGCUAAGCUAGUAGCAGAAGAAAAGGGUGCUGAAAGUAAAGUAUUUCAAGGGCUAAGUCGAACCGAGGAAACGGUAGAUCAAAAAUCUGUAGAUUCUGGUGACAGGGCUGGAAUAAAUGAUAGGAUUUUGUCUAGAAAGGAGGCUAAUUGCACUGUGGAUGACUCUAUUGAGCAAAGACCAGGAAUUUUUUCAGUUUUGAGCACAUCAUUAAAGGCUUUAGAUCACAUCGGAGAGAGCGGUUUAUCGUGUAGCGAGGCUGCUGUUGUUUCAACAAGGAUGAGUCAAUCUAAACGAAAACUGGACGUUGCUGAUAAAGAUGACCCUCAUUUGGCCAUAAAAACUGCAAAAGUAGAGCAAGAUGAACAUGUAAAUACGGACAAAGAUGAUUUAUCUACAGGCGAACUGAAAUUGGAAAAGGCAACUCCCACUGAUGAAGGUUGUGCGAAGAGUUUAAGGCCCUGCCAAGUCGCAGGCGAUGAUGGUGAAGAACCUAAAGUCAACAACAACUUGAAGGAAACAGAAAAGACAGAUGAUGAACUUAUACCAAAGAGGACUGAAAAUAGGGUAGAGAGUAGGAUAACUGAAACAGACAAUAAUGAAAUUAAAGUUGCAGCAGUAAAAAGCAUUUCUGGGAAAACUGUUUCAGAAAGUACAUCUCAUAUCGAUAGUUGUGUCAGCAAACAAGCGGACUUUGACAGCAGGUCGCAAAACGUUUUGCCUGCGAAUGUUGAAAGUGACAAUUGUCAUGGAGAUCCAGAGGUAAUUGAAAAAACACAGGCCUUGCAAAGCAUCUCUACAUAUAAGGAAUCUAGUGAUGAGGAAAGUGAAGACAUAGUAGAUAAGUCCUCUGCAAGCAAAAAGGAGCAAGUCAGAGCGAGUGCACAGGAUAGUGAUUGCACAAUUGACGGACAGGAGAAGGGUGAUAGUGUGAGUGGUGGACAGCAAAGUGAAGAGGAAACCAACAGAUCAGAGCAAGAUGGCGGACAGAUGUCUGCUGACGAAGUAUCAAGUGAAGAUGCUGAGACUGGGAGCAAGGAGCUGCAAGGGGAAGAGAAUGACAACUCUGUGAAGUCAGAGGCACAUACCAGAACCAGAAAACGGAGCUUUACAGAAGGCGAAUCGAUACAAAAGUCCGAUGGAAGAAAGCGACGAAAGUCUACUACCGAUUCUGAGUCGGCAGAUGCGAGUCAUAUUGUCCUUACACGAAGCAUGCGACGACAAAGUGGGUCGCCAGCCAAGAGACUUCGAAGCUCUAAAUACUGACGUCAUCAAUCGCAAAUUUGUUCCUAUGCUGUGCAACAGGAUCAUCGCGCCAGUUUCUGCAAUCUCGUUCAGGAUAUGGCAGCAUGUGCUGAGAGUAUUUUGGUACUUGAGCCUAGAGAGAAAACAACGGUUCUAUAACUGGGUGGAUGAAUCUGCUGAUUGACGACUUAAUGGACUGACAGAAACCCAGGAACAAUUAUUUUGCUGUUGAAUUUCGCGGUUGUAUAUAGUUUAAGUGAAGGUAAGAAGACGCUGUUUUCGCUUAUACGAAGGUAAGAUGUAGAUGUAGUUAUUUUCAGAUAUAAUGCUGAAUUGCGAAUAAAGGCUAAGCGUAACAAUAGCUGGAAAAACUGAGAGUUGUUUUUUGUCAGUAGACGGAAUCACUUAAUUCGACUUUUCAGAAAUAGCAAUUCUGAAUUUCAAAAAUAGCACAUGGCGAGGUGUAUUUUUGCUUACAUGUGCCCCUCACCCUAUUUAAUUUUUUUUAAUUCAGUCGUAAUGUCUUUGGGUUGAGCGGCACAAUUGGUGCACAUUUCCACUGAUUUUUCACUUACGGUUAUGUACCUUUAAAUCAUUACCUAACACCCCAUUUCCUCGCAAAAAUAUAUGUUCAUUGCCAAUACAGUCUUUGACAAACUCAGCGACCACUGAGGAUUAUAUCACGAUUCACCAUCAAACAGCUGAUUGGUCAAACUAAACCUAUUUGUCUUCCAAGAACCAAUCAAAUAAUGACUUAUGAUUUUUCACCAAUCAGAAAAAAGAUCAGCUUACGAUGGGCAGAUCCCAAAGAGUUUUCCUUGUGCCCGCAGACUGUGCGUUCUAAAAUGCUUGCAACUCAAUGCAAACACUACGACCCUGAUAUAAUUCGCUGACAUGAAAGUAGGUUUCUGAGAGAGCCCGUGUCUGACAAUUAUCAUUUUUAUUGAAGAAACAACCUUUCUGAAAAUUUUGCCUGUUUUUUCGCUUUUAUCAUCCAUUGCUCGAAUUCUCAGUUCCCCCUCAAGCUAGUGUCCCGAAGAAUUGGUAUGAUUAGCCUUGUUAUGGUAUGGUUUUAACGAUAGCUUAUUUCACAGUUAGGACAAAUUUUCGUACUGUUUUGUACUUUGAUUUUUUUUAUUUGAAUAAAUUAUGUUUUAGUUUUUGUUAAAUUUUUCAUAAGAAAGUUGUAGGGCACCUUGAUAUUUUCUCUGUCAAGGAUUAGUUUUUCAUUAACCCGAUUAAGAGUCUUUCUCAUAUAAGAAUUCGUAAUUUAUCAAAGAUUAUCAUAAAUUCUAGCGAAAUAGCUUUUUGUAAAAAUGCCCUUUUCGGGUUUCAGUCUUGGGCUGGGCGGCAUCUUUUUUAUUUGUAAUAAAAAGGAGCACGCGCACUCAUUCUCGUAGCAAAAUACCCAACAAAGCAGGGAUGGCAUGGCUAGUCGGGCUAGCAGUCAAUACAGAGUUUUAAAGGCUCCCUAUUUAUGCGAGAAUCACUCUGAUAAAACGCUUAUUAAAGAAAGUAGAAGCAGAUGUACAUAUUGCGAGAACUGUAAGGAACACAAAUUGCGAUCUGAAAUUACUCAGGGACCCCGACUUUUUCCUCACUGCAGUUGCUUUAGCUCUGAAGCCUCGAUUUCGAAAUCGCACGGGCUCGUGUUUAGGUGCCAGCCCAUCCAUGGAACGUGUUUAGGCCAGUCCAUCCAUGGAACGUACCCUUUGAAGAAAAUGUUUUUCGCUGUGUAUGCUAGGAUUGAUCAAGACCCUUAUCAGUCGCCCUUUUAAGGCCAUUGCUUAAAUGUAAAACUAGUAUUUUUGUAUCGGAACAUUUAUAAUCGUUGAAUUAGUAUACGGUUCCACUGCUUUUCUAUCGUUGCGUUUGUAUGGCUGUUCCUAAACGAUAUUUUUGUUACUUUUAUAAACAAGUAUAUUUUCAUGUUACUAUGUUUUAUAUUGAAUGCGAUCUUUAAUCAGAGUUAACAUCAUAAUAUAUUUGUAUAAGUAACGCGUAUGUGAUUCCAAAUCAUUUAGCCCUAAACCACGUGAUUUUUACCUCAUCUUUUGUCCUGUUAAGAUGUCCUGGCUUGCUGUCGCGUCUUUCUGCACAAAUCUGACUUUGUCGGUAAGUAAAUGUCGGGGUGUUCAACUCAGACCCAAAAUCGUAGGAAAAAGGAAAAUAACAACGAUGUAGUUCUAUCAAAAUUACAAGGGGGCUCUUACACAAAAUGUUACGAAAAACAAUAGCAAAAGUAGAAAUUUGCCAAUUUUCAGCCUCAAUAAGAGAGCUUAGCCCCCCUGAGCCCCCGAGCAGUGCACCCCUGGAAAAGGAGUACGCACGGGUCCGUACCGCUAAGCAGUGCUGAGGUUUUGGCGGACGGUAAGCCAUCCCACAGAGUUGCAGUAAAAAUUUACAGAAAAGAAAACCAAAGAUACCUCAAACAGUCGGCUGUAGAAUGGUUUCGCCCAAUAUAUUUACCAAAAUCCAAAAACGCAGUCCCAAAAUAUUUUACCCAAAUCCAGAUCUGUUAUAUGUCAGAGACCCGAAUUCAAGUAAAGUCACAGACCUGAAAACAUGAUCUCCUUCCAGCGAUUGAACUUAUACUAAAGUCAUACAGUAUCUUGGGUCUUCUUGAACACCCACUAAGUUUCUUGGGAGGAAAACAACUUGAAGUGGUCUCAAAAUUGAGCCAUCCCCCGUCAUUAUUGUCAGAGCCUUACUUUGUAGUGAUUAAUCGGCUGAGUAUUCUGGAUUCUGUUGAAAAUCCAUUAGUUUUUCUCUAAAAACGCAAAUGAUAUCGAAUUUCCCAUCCAUUUGAAACAAGAAGAAUCGGGUCAAUUUUGUAUCUUUGACAGAGCAGUGGCUGAUUUAAGGGGGGUCAACUAAAGGCAGUUGCCCCUCCUUCAACGAGUUGAAGCAAGUCUGGCGCCCCUUUUUGGAAAUUGUGCGCCACUUUUGAAGAAUGAGAAUCAGAUGAAAAAGGUUCUUGGACCGAUAGGCUAAUUUGCUUCAAGGUUUACCUCAAAGUUAUGUUGUUUAUUCUGAAAAGGUAUCUGAAAUUUUCGUAUACAGCGUACUCUCGUAACCAGUUUUUGAAAUUUUUCAGCGCCCCCACUGCCAACUGCCCCUCCUUCAAAUUUGCUCUGGAUCCGCCCCUGUGACAGAGGGCAUGAGAAACGUGUUAAACGUGGCAUAUGCGAUUUCUCUACGUUUUCGGAUUCUCAUAAAAAUUCAGGUGGCGUUAUCAGUUUGAACGUGAGUGAAGAAAAAAAGAGAGGGCAACUGGCUCUAGUCUGAGUUCGUACGUGUGAGAUGAAAUUCUUGAUGAGACGCGUUUACCAAGCUAAGUAGUAAUUCGCUACCAUUUGUACACCGCCGAGAUGUAACCAAUGUAAUGUAACGUAAAUCCUCAUAUUGCCUGAAAAUUUUUAAAAAGCACCUAACCUCGAGAAAGCCCCUUUCCUUGAAUAAGCCCCUAACCUUGCACACAGAACCUUAUUAAAUGCCACUGUCUGUUAAAUACAACACCAUACUUCCCAAAAAUUGUUAAACGACAGGUAUGUUAAUUAGAGGAAAUACGGUUAGGCAGUGGCAUCGCCAUGGGGUGGACUUCCACCCCAGUUUUGCCAGAAGUCGAUUUUCUAAUUUCUCGAAAUCCGUUGAAAAACAUUGGGGGGGGGUUGGGGUGGAGGGAGGGGGCAAUUUGACUGAUCAGAUUGAUUUCGAUUUUCGCAAUGGCAAAAUAGCCACCGUUACGAAUAAUACCAAAAGAGAAAGCUGUUUUCCAAAAAUUUCAAAAUAGAUAGAAAAUACUAAAAAAGGAUUUCCCAAGAGUCUGAAGGGCGCGGCCGAGAAAAUCUGUUUUUGUCCACCCUAGAUUUCUCGAACUGGCAACGCCACUGCGGUAAGAGAAAUGAAAUUGAAAGGCAAGCAAGACCCAACGGUCUUGCAUUAGAGGAGUAAAGAAAGAAGGCUUUUAAGAGAGAUUCUUUGGGAAGUAAGAAUGGGUCAAACGAGCAAACAAAUUUAAUGUCAAAUGAUGUUUCUUACAAUAAAAAUUCUUUCAUUGCAAUAACAUUUAGAUAUGACGUCUCCAUCUAGACAAUUUCUGGCAUUAUUCAGCAACUAUAUGUUUAGCUUACAUAUAAAAACUAUAUGUUUGGUUUCAACGUGACCAUGGCGAUCAAGAUGACCCCAAUCAACCGUAGUGCACUAGAAAGCUAGAGGGGACAUAAUUAACACAAGCUCUUGCUAUGACGGGCGUUUGAAGAGGCACAAGUGUAAAAGUGGUUUAUGAUGAAUUAAGCUUUAGGUGUACAGAACAGAACAAUCCUCAGCUGCUACUGCCAAUCCUCAGGCAACUGCGAUGGAAUGACUUUGAUGUUGAGGAGGGAAGGGACACCGAAGCAUAUUUUAGAUUGGGGGGGGGGGGGUCUGUGGUAGUCUGCCACCAUCAUAUUUGAUGUCAUAACUUAAAUAUCAUACACCAGAAAAAAGGGGCUAGGGAUACAACCCCCUCCCCAUGCCCCCCAGCCCCCUCCGGCUCUGACGUGCCUAGAAGCUGCACUUUAACCGACAAUGGUAGUCCUGAUAAUCUUUCCGUUGAGAUUCCAUAAGUCCGUGUCAAUGUAGCUCCUGUUAGUAAAUACAAUUCUCCAAAAUACGAAUGACUAGGUAGAGAAGCGAUAAACUAGACUACAGAAUGAAAAUAAUACAUUUUAUUCUGUGAUUAGACCAAAAGAGCUUUCAUAAGCCUUUAAGGCUACUGUGUUAGGUUACUUUUUAGCCUUACAUCUCUUUAAGGUCUACCAUCUGGAUCGAAGAAUGAAAUGGUGAGCAAUAUAAAUACAUUAAAGGCAUUUAACAUGCAUAAGUACAGCGAAUCCAAAAAACUUAGGUCAAAUUGAUCAGAGCACGCCCACAAGAAUGGAAUUGGAAACUGCUCACGUGAAACCACAGCACACUGCUCUAAGAUGGGGGGCAUGAUGGGGGGCAGUGCCCCUUUGCCUUUCACCAGGAGGGGCAGAGGGGACAAAUUUCCCCUUUUUAAGAAAAUAACAUUUUUAAAUACAGUCAUUUUUUGUUUAAAGAUUUAACGUUAACCACAUUUCCCAACGGCUCUUAUGCUACUAUUAUUCUAUUUUGUUAAAAAAUGAUAGAUGAUUACAAAACAAAUGUCAGAAAUAAUGAAAAAUCAAGCAUUAUAAUGUUGAAAGUUACUUCCGUAAAAUUAUCGUAGGCCUCCCAUUGCUAAUUACUGUAACCUAUUGCUAUUGUCACAUAAAGAAAUAAUUUAUUUUUGCACGAUGCCAACCAGCCCAUUAAUAACAAGGCCAUUUGAUACCCAUUUUUAUGUAAGGAUAAUUUUGUCAACAUUUUCUCUAUGUUUAGAAUCUUUGAUGGUGUAAUGGAGCUAAAUUUAGCAAUUUCGCUUGGUUUUUUGUAUACGUAGGUAUUUUGUAUAUUACGUAGAUUAUUAGGAUAUCCCCCUUGUGCAGGCGAGAGAUGAUCCGAAGACUAAAACUUCAAAGAAUGACGGUUUAUUGCGAGCGGCUAGAUACUUUUCCUUUCCAUUUCCAUCUUAUAACCUCCCAAGGCUGAACAUUAAUCUAAACAGCUAGCAUAAACAACGACGGUUCUCCGCGAACUCUAAUACUAACAAUCCAAUGAAACAUAUAACGAGGAACAGCGCAGUCUCUCUCAAGCACUGCCUGUCCUAUAUGCAAACUGGGCCGCAAGAGCUUUCGCAAGCCUCUUGGGUGAAACGGUUAGCUUCCUUCUGGUGUUUAGCCUUUCAUGUCUAUACCUUCUGAAUUUCUCUCCGAAUCUCCUUGAAUCUAACUAACUACGUAUAUUUAUAUGUACAAAGAAAAUACCAGAAAAGCAUAACCAAGCAUAAAAUGUUACCCAAUAUAACUAAUGACUACGCAACAUGAUGUAAUUCUAAUAAGGGGUAAUCCUACGAAAAGGAAAAGUAUAGCUGCUCGCAAGAACAAUGGUAAAAAACCCAGAUGUAUGGGUGGCACUGUAUUCAAGUUAAUAUCUUGUAAUACGUUCCGUAGAAAAGACGGAUAAAUGACGACCAAUUGAUGUUUUCACAUGUAUUUUCGACACAACAAGUCUUACUCACUACUGAGGCCUUUUUCAAGCACCAACAGCAGCUAAUAAACACAACUCUAAAAUUCUCUUACUGACUCUCUCCAAACUACCUUCUACGGGUUAUAUAUAUAUGUGUGUGCUCUGACAAUAGAUUUUGCUAAAUCAUGAUUACACUGCAAAAAUAAUACCAAAUAUAAACGAUGAUGUAAUAAUAGAACGCAAUGGAAUAUUCUUGAACGUACCUAAUGGGGAUAUCCUUGCGUGGUGAGUAAACAAUAAGUUGGCAUGCGGACAGGACAUAGGGAAUUCCCUCUGACAAUAUACCAUGCUAUAUACGUAAUAUGCGAAGUAACUGCGUGCAAAUUCUAGCAAUUUCUACGAACGAAGUAGGCCUUUAGGCGCGGCGCAUAUCAAAGCAAACAAAAUGAGGUUUAUUACAAUCUUAUUAUGUUACCCCAACCUCGCCCCCUCCCACCUAGGAAUACUCGAUUAUGUUAGUAGAAAAAUUACUCGAUUUGCCCUUGGCACCAACACUGCCUCUCCUGCCCUUAUCUUUUGCAGGCGUCCCUGCCAAGAGCGGGUAGAAGGAUAACUUAACGGCGCACAUAUGCGCAAAUCUAGCUGCUGAAGAUGCCCUUUCUAAAUUUCUGCCCCCUUGCCCUUUUUUGGAUCAAGGCGUCCCUGUUUAAAUAAAAGCGGAAUUCGUAUACGACUUCUCAAACUGUUUAUUCUUGGGCUUGUAUUGUAGUUAUAAUGGAGUUGACUGCAAAAGUCGUCCAAUCUCUUAUAAAUUUUUAGCUUUAUGUCUCGUUUCUGGAGCAAUUCUGAAUCAUCUAUUAUGUCAUUGGCAUCUUAUUCUCACGUAUCUAUUCCGGGAGUAACUUCAUUUGCCAUUUUUGGGGUAUCUUUUUUCGAGGAGAAAAUAAGUUUUGGGGUAUAGAUUUUUGUAAAAUCUAAGACGGUCAUAAAUGUUGGGAUUGAUUUUUAGCAAGACCACAAAUUUUGGGGCAUCACUUUUUUGGGGCAUAACUUUAACGUAAAUUUUUGUAUUAUUUCGUUACUUGUGACCACGAAAAUGCAUUUUACCGAAAUAAAGCUACCCCCUACAACCCCUGCAUUCCCCGGUAAAUCCGUCAACAUAAACGACAAUUGAUAAAGACAAAUGGAGGGCUACUGUAUUUCAUCUAACAUCGAAAGAUAUAAGGCAUACGAAAAUAAAGAGAAAGAAUGGGCCUGCUGUAAACCUUCAGGAGUAAACGAUUGAAGGUUGAAGGCCAAAGGAGUCAAUUCUGAAUCAUCAAUUACGUCAUAAGUUACCGCUUUUGUUAUUCCCACCUCUGUCCACAGAAAGUUCAAAUCAAAGCGGAAUAUUGUUGACGUCAGAGUCUGUCUAUAAAAGUUCUGUAAACAUAAUAUUUGCCAGUUCCAUUCGUAAGCUAAAAGGCUAAGAAGCCCAAAACCUAAACGAAUCGCUAAACUUUAUCGAUGAUAAACAUGGAGAGGAAUACCAACAGACUUAUUGUGUCUAGAGUAUGUGCUAUUUUACAGACAGUUUUAUCCGCCACAAUAAUUUGUCAAGGUGCUGUAGUUCUUCUCAAAGCAACGAUACUUCGUGUCGACAUAGCAGAGGCAAUAAUUGCCUUUAUACGCAUAAUAUUGGGCUCAGUGAUUGUAAUUUGUGCAAUAAUAUGGAUUUUCUCCACUUGUUUUCCAAAGUCAGCAGCUAUGAAUGGUACAAACAUGGGGUUUUCGAUAGUGUCAAUCUUGGCUGCAAUUUCAGCAGUUUCUUUUAUGAGCAUAGCAGUGCUAGGAAAUAACAGCUGUGAUGACUACUAUAAAGGGCUGAAGAUGAGUGAUGGAAUAGAUCGCUGUCCGAAGGUUAUUCAAACACAAACAGCAAUUAAUAACACUGCGUUGGCAAUAUCAGUGGCUUUGCUAGGAUUAUCAGUGUUGAAUCUGGUCCUAUGCAGCAUCAGAUGCUGUUGCAACAAGGCAACUGACCAGGAAAUACAAAUUGGGUAUUUUCAACAAGCAAACACAGCAUUGCAGGUGAACAACAGUGGAGAGGCAACUGACUAUCAGUUACAGAUUGGGUACAGCAAACCAGUCAAUACAGAAGUUGAGAAGCUCAAAGUGGAGAUGUAGAUACACUUUUUAGAAACACGCACUUUAACAAACACUCUGUAGGUAGCCUUGCUUUCGAAAAAACAGACGUUUAGUUAAAAGCUGGGUUACACUACCAAAAGUACAAGUUGCUUCAAAUUUUUCCUAUAAUCACUGGAAAUGAGUGAGAGUGAUUGUGCGAAGUCUCUCGCGUUUUGUCCAUUGUUGCUUGUAGCUGAUAGUUUAGCAAGGUAUCUAAUCUGCAAUGACAAAUAGGUUCCUUUACAACCAAUAAUGUUUUGUCAACUUCCGUAGGGCUUGGCAAUAUCAAUUUUACUUAUUUUCAGUGAUUUUAUGAAAAAUAUGAAGCAACCUUUACCAAAGCAUAACCAUAUCACAUCAUUUAGGUCUACUAAUCUUACAAGAUCUUUUCAAUGACAUCGCAAAGGGAAAUUUUCAUGAUAGUCUGUAGGAUGGGUAUAUCAAUAUCUAUCUUUUUCCAUACAAUGUUUUAGUAUUCAACUGCUGCAACUGAGUCCUUAUUUGCCAUUCCAGAAAAAUUACCACAAAAAUAGGCCAAGAGACAGCCGAGAAAGGUAGUCCAAUGAAGUUUUUUAAUUCAGUGAGUCAUGCAUGCAAAAUAUAUUUCUUGAGUCAAAUUUGUAAGGGCCCAAAUCUUUUCAAGGAAGCUAAUUUUCUAUUUCUGAGCACCAAAUGCCAAAUUAUAAACGGUAAAGAAUUAUAUAAAGGUAAAUAUGUAUGGAGAAAGAAUAUAAUUGCGGGCAACAAUGAAUAAACUCACUGAACAUACCUGUGUUUGUCAUAGUUGAAUAUGGACUCUGUUAGUCUAUGUAUACUUUAGUAGUCAUCUGUUUUAUUUAAUGUAUUGUAGCUAAUUUAUUGUAUUGAACAUUUAUAGAAAAUGGUUAGAAUA
Messenger RNA from Rhopilema esculentum, 16688 nucleotides. RefSeq lists its product as uncharacterized. Lineage: Eukaryota; Metazoa; Cnidaria; Scyphozoa; Rhizostomeae; Rhizostomatidae. The record is from RefSeq and is a predicted model, not a curated record.